Molecule: messenger RNA, 1056 nt
Organism: Colletotrichum graminicola M1.001
Lineage: Eukaryota; Fungi; Ascomycota; Sordariomycetes; Glomerellales; Glomerellaceae
Exons: 1
Coding region: 1-1056 (351 amino acids)
Cellular component (GO): nucleus
Source: RefSeq, a predicted model, not a curated record
AUGUCUCAAGACCCAAACCUCUACGGUCAACCGCCGCCCAAAAAGCGCAAGGCCAGCGCUGCGCUCAGCAACUCCCUCGACUUUACAGCCCAGCUCACAUCCCUAAUGUCCGCAUCGUCCACCACAUCCUCCACGCCCGCCCGACCGCGACCCUCGAAAACGAAAGACAAUAUAUUUGGUAGCGCAAGACGCAAACGUCGCGAUGGCGACAACGACGCCGACAGCGAGCAAAACAAAGUUGGCAGCGGCUCAACAGAUGCAUCCAACAAGCUCAACCUUCGAGAACCUCUCGGCACGGAAGAAGAUUCCUCCAAUCUCGCCCAAGCACGACGAAAGAUGGAGGAAAAGGCACGCCUUUAUGCUGCUAUGAAGCGUGGCGACUAUGUCCCUAAGGAAAACGAGGCUGCUCCCCUCAUUGACUUUGACCGAAAAUGGGCCGAGUCGGAAGCGGGCCAGGACUGGAACGACGAAACGAGCUCUGGCUCCGACGACGGAGCUGAUCAGGACGAGGACGGUGAGACGGAAGUCAUAGAAUACGAAGACGAGUUUGGCCGUCUUCGCCGCGGCACACGAGCAGACAAGGAACGCCUCGAGCGCCAGCGCCGUCGCGGCCUCCUUGGUGCCGAGGAACUUGAGCGCAUGUCCGCUCGCCCUGCUGCUCCUUCGAAGCUCCUUUACGGCGACGCCAUUCAGACCAUGGCCUUUAAUCCCGAGGACCCGGACAGAAUGGAAGAGCUGGCACGCAAGCGCGAUCGCAGCGCGACGCCGCCUGAGGCCAGUCACUACGACGCUGACAGCGAGAUUCGCACAAAGGGUACCGGCUUCUACAAAUUCAGCAAAGACGAGGAGACGCGGCAAAAGGAGUUUCAAAAUCUCGAACAGGAGAGGAUUCGGACGGAGGCUGCGAGGACGGAGCGGGAGAAGAAUAGGGAGGCGAGGCGCAGGGAGAUUGAGCAGCGACGAAAAGACGUCGAGGUGAGGAGGGCUAAAAAGCUGGCCGACAGCUUCUUGGACGGUCUGGCAGCCGAUAUGAGCAGCAACACGGAAUCAAAGUAA